Messenger RNA from Engraulis encrasicolus (European anchovy), 1722 nucleotides. Its product is annotated as complement C1q-like protein 2. The transcript is spliced from 3 exons. The record is from RefSeq and is a predicted model, not a curated record. The coding region runs from base 40 to 639 and encodes 199 amino acids. Gene Ontology annotation, molecular function: protein binding. Lineage: Eukaryota; Metazoa; Chordata; Actinopteri; Clupeiformes; Engraulidae.
AGGCUCAACUCUGAGAGACCCAGAUAUCCAGAGUCAAGGAUGAAGAUGACGACAAUGAUGAUGAAGAGUUUUGUGUUGCUGCUGUUGGCUGUAGGCUGCUGCGUGUGCCAAGGCCAGUCUACCUGCUCCAUGAUUCGAUGCAUCGAGUCCAAGGUGAACGAUCUGCAGACGAGACUGGAGCAGAGUGAGAAGGAAGUGGAAGACCUGAGAACCCUUGUCCAAGGCCGUCCUCAGGUGGCCUUCUCUGCCUCUCUCGGACAUGUGGGAGUCUUUGGACCCGUCUCGGAGGCCACUACUCUGCAGUACACUAUUGUCUUCUCCAACACUGGCAAUGGUUACAAUUCUACAACAGGCGUGUUCACAGCCCCGGUCAAAGGAAUGUACUUCUUCCGGUACUCCGCUUUCUCCAACUACCUUGUCCCCGGAAUUUCGGUUGUCUCCCUGUGGAAGAACAAUGAGGUGCUGGUGUCUACAUGGGACGACAAAGGACAAGACCCCCAUGACAUGGGUGGCAACGCGGUGGUGAUCGCUAUGGAGACCGGAGACACGGCCUACGCGCAGCUCAGCGCCAACGCGGCCGUCUUCAAUGAUGCAGGGCGCUACAACACCUUCAGUGGAUUCCUGCUCUUCACCACGUAGAUCCAACAGCACAUUUAACACGGCCCACUUCUUAUAUUUUAAAACGUGUCUCCUAAAGUAAAAGCAUAUGAAUAGCAGUUCGUUUUACUUUGGACGAAUGCCAAUAUAAUCGCUAUACCUGGCCUUCUUUGCUGUUAAAGUAAAAUGUCCAGCUGUAGGCUACCUGUCCAUUCACUUGGCUCAAUUUUCUGUCUCUGUCUCACAUAGUAUCUACGAUGGCGCAUUGCAUUCACUCAAUAAUAACAAAUUUCACCAGGUUAUCUCAUAAUUAUUAAUUAAUGAAAAGGAAGUGCUCCAGGAGGAAACAGCUGAAACAUGAGUCAGCAAAAACACGAGGCUUUCAUCCAACCAGAAGGGCUGUUCAUGCAUGUCCAGGCCCGUCACUAGGUUUGAGAGACAGGGGGGGCUUAGCCCCAGAGGAAGAACGCCAAAACAUUUUCAGCUCAUCUGCUGAGGAUUUGUCUAUGAAUUCAUUAUUUUAAGAGCAAAGAAAUCCCACACACUGUCCAUUCCACCAACAAAUUUGAAUACAUUGUUUCGGUCAUCCGACCUUCUUCAUGUUGUAUUAAAGUUUGUUGGUGGAAUGGACAGUGUGCAGGAUUUCUUUACACUUGAAUGACAACCCCACUGGGAUAAUAUCCUACGCACCUGCCCACCUACAGAGGUGUGCAAAAGCGUCUUCUUGAAAAAUUAUUUUAAGAGCACCAUACCUAUUUUUAAACACUAGUUACAGUGUUUUUUUUUUUAAUUCACAUUUUAAUGAACAUUCCUUAUAUGUAAGAUAAACAAAACAUUUCAAAAUGUUUCAACUGAUGAAUAUUAUGUACGGAAGUUAAAAUGAUUAGUAAAAAUGCAGAGAGAAUUUACACAAGAAUUUACACAAGGACUAGGAACUUUAAGGAGUCUCCAGGAGAAGCAGUGGUCAGGAAGCGAUUCAUUCAAACAGGUUCCUUACUUGGAAAACUAUGCAUCCCCAGCAGAUAUUAGGUCAUUUUUACUCCAUUAGUAGCUAUUUUAAUCAGUUCAUGUGUGUUUUCAAACUGUUAAGACAAAUAUUAAAGCUCAACUAUAAUUUCAAGACAA